Ceratitis capitata (Mediterranean fruit fly) is the source of this 1770-nucleotide messenger RNA. It is a transcript of the gene ND-49L, whose product is annotated as NADH-ubiquinone oxidoreductase 49 kDa subunit. The transcript has 2 exons. Gene Ontology annotation, biological process: mitochondrial electron transport, NADH to ubiquinone. Bases 119 to 1681 code for a protein of 520 amino acids. Gene Ontology annotation, molecular function: NAD binding; NADH dehydrogenase (ubiquinone) activity; quinone binding. NCBI's taxonomy places the organism in Eukaryota, Metazoa, Arthropoda, Insecta, Diptera, Tephritidae. The record is from RefSeq and is a predicted model, not a curated record.
GAGUAGGCAACCUUUUUAGUGACGAAACACUUGGCAUACCAAAAUUCCGAAAAGAAAUUAGCUGUGAAUAAAAACAUAGAAUAUUUUUUCAGAAUAUUUUUCACAUAGAAAAAAUAGAAUGGCGAGAAUGCCGAAUGCUUGGUCUAAUAUUUUGGACAUUUUUCAACAAAAACUACGUAAUUUAAAACAAAUUUCACGCGUCAAAGACUACUCGAGGCACGUGCUGACCAGGUCGCUGCUCAUAAGGCCCGCGCUCAGUGAUGCUAUCAAAUCUUAUAUGGCAAAAGUGGCUGUCGCUGUGCUCUUUUCGCGCCAUAAGCAGCCACGUCGCUUAGCUUGCACUGCCAAAGCGGAGAAAGAGGCCGCCAAUAAGUUGCCUAAAUAUCAGGCAAAGGAGGCGAAACAUUGGUAUCCAGAUCCGGAGUAUUUAAGACAAUUCGAAGGCGCUUAUAUUGACGAUGAUGGGCCACCUUUCGUACGUUGGACGGGUAAAAUGAAUGUGCCACCCGAUCGCACUUACCGCACGAAGUUCAUCAAUUUCGGACCUGCCCAUCCAGCGGCACACGGCGUUUUACGUAUGAUCUUGCAGCUAGACAAUGAAACCGUACUCUCUGCCGACCCGCAUAUCGGUCUGUUGCAUCGUGGCACGGAGAAACUCAUCGAAAACAAAAUGUACAUACAGAGUUUGCCUUAUUUCGACCGGUUGGAUUAUGUGUCGUGUAUGUCGAAUGAGCUCUGCUAUUGUUUGGCCAUUGAGAAACUACUCGGCUUGCAGGUGCCGAAGCGCGCGCAAUAUAUACGUACCAUGUUUUCGGAGAUCAUGCGUCUGACCAACCAUACAGUCGCUUGCGCUACUGCUGUAUUGGAUUGUGGCGCUAUAACGCCACUCUUCUGGAUGUUCGAAGAGCGAGAAAAGUUGUACGAGUUUUGUGAACGCGCUUCGGGUGCGCGUAUGCACUCCGCUUAUAUACGGCCGGGCGGUGUGGCUUUCGACUUACCAUUCGGUUUUUGUGAUGACCUCUACGACUUUAUUUGUCGCUUUCGGCAUCGUAUUGAUGAAUUCGAGGAUGUCGUAACGGACAAUCGUAUAUGGCGUAUGCGUAAUAUCGGCAUCGGGCGCAUCACAGCACACGAGGCCAUGAAUUAUGGUUGCUCCGGCGCCGUGCUACGUGCUACAGGUGUCAAGUGGGAUUUACGUAAGACACAGCCUUAUGACGCAUACUCCGAAGUAGAGUUCGAUGUGCCGGUUGGUGUUAAUGGUGACUCUUACGAUCGUUACUUAUGUCGCGUGCGUGAAAUGCGUGAGGCAUGCAAGAUUAUCAAUCAGUGCUUGAACCAGUUGCCGGAGGGCGAAAUAAAAGUGGAUGAUAGGAAAGUAUGCCCGCCAAAGCGGGUAGACAUGAAAGUGGGCAUGGAGGAGUUAAUACAUCAUUUUAAGUUGUUUACGCAAGGCUUCGCAGUGCCGCCCGGUGCCACGUACACAGCUGUGGAGUCGCCAAAGGGCGAGUUUGGCGUUUAUCUGGUCUCGGACGGCACAAGCAAGCCGUACCGUUGUAAGAUACGUGCAGCAAGCUAUCCGCACUUGGCGCUCAUGAAUAAGUUGACCUACAAACAUUUGCUGGCCGAUGCGGUGGCCAUAAUCGGUUCAUUGGAUAUAGUGUUUGGUGAAAUCGAUCGUUGAAUGAGUAUGAAAGAGAUGUGCGAGUCAAAUGCGAAUAAAAUGGAGAAAACCUGAUAAUUUCUUUAACGAGCUUCUUGCUCUAAUUUUGA